This is a messenger RNA of Podarcis lilfordi (Lilford's wall lizard), 10838 nucleotides long. NCBI's taxonomy places the organism in Eukaryota, Metazoa, Chordata, Lepidosauria, Squamata, Lacertidae. The record is from the annotation of a GenBank genome assembly.
GAAGCUCCUGCAGCCAAUCCGUAGCCUCACCUCCCACGUGCUGAGGUAAACCCAGCACAGCCAUGGAUGGAGAGGCCAGUGGGUGGGCGGUGGAUCUGGGCCGCGCCAUGGGCAUCAUGAUGGGCAUGUCGCGGGGCUUCAACUUGGCACGCCUGCUGACUCCAUGCCUGUUGCCUGGCUCAGCGCUGCUGCUGGUGGCACGCUUGGCACCUGCGCUGGAGCAGCUGGAGAGUGAGCUGUGUGCGCCUGCCCAGCACUCUGUAUGCACCGCCUGCCCGCUGACCUAGCCUUGGACGAUUCCCACAGCACAUGGUGGGAGCUCCACGGAGACGGGCUGAUGGUGCAGCUGCUGCUUGUCAACAAUGCUGGUGAGCGGGUGGCGCUGAGACACACUCCUGAGCGCGUGCAGAGUGCGUUCCUCCUCCAGGUCCAGAGGCAGCUGGGGGAUUGGCUUGCUGGGUAUUUAUAUUUUUCAAAAUAUAGUCCAGCCACCCACAAGUUCUGAGGGACACUGGACCGGCCCCCUGAUGAAAAGGUUUGCUGACCCCUGAUAUAGAUGUUGUGCCUCAAUGAGGGUGCAAUGCUGGACCAGCAAGAGGUGUGGCCUGGGAGAAGGGGUGUGGCUGCAGACAUUCCCAGGGGGCGGACAAAGAGGCAUGGAGAGGCACAUUUCACUCCUGGGCUGAGGUUUGCCAUCUGUACUAUAACACCUUAUAAAAUCUAAAAUGUUAUCAGGAAGAUGUUUGCUGCUGACUGUGUUCUGAAACAUCAACAAGCCAGGCCAAGUGGAUCCAAUGUGGGGAAUCAUGGUGAAGUGUGUCAAUAUGUGUCUUAAAAACCCUGCGCUGAGUUCAUCCAGUAGUCAAUAGUUGGACAGAAUACUUUACAGAGAGUUCUCCUCUAUUUGAAAGGCUAUCACCAUAGAGCAGCCUUGUCUUCUUGGCCUGGGAAUUAAGCACAGUGUUUUUCCAGGGAGACUUUGCUCUCCUAGAUACUAGAAUUUGCACAGACUGAUCUAUAUAAGAACAAUAAAUCGAAGAACUGGUGUCUGAGAUUGCAUUUCCCCUCUUCCCUCCCAUCCAUUUUUCUUUUUGUGUCCUGUCUUUGUUGACUGCAAGCCAGAGGGCAGGGGCUGUCUUACUACUGAUUUUCGUAAGGCAUUCUGGGGGUCUUUUGGGCAGGGUAUAAAUGCUUUCAGUAAAUAUUUCAGUUCAGUUCAGACAAAUUUGCAUUUGUGAAUUGAAUAUUAUAUUCCCCAGUUCCAUAAUAGAUAGACUAUUCACUCUGCUAGUCUUCUCCAAAGAAUCCAUUGUCCUUCAAGGAAAUUUGACAUAAAGUGGAACUGAUAAGAAUUUUAAAUUAACUGCAUCAACUCUUUCACAGUUGCGAUGCAUUUACAAAUAGUAGCCACUAGGUGGCAGAAACAAACAAAUUUCAAGUACAUCCAGCUUAUCUUGAGAAAGGUAGGAAGGAAAGUGUCAGGUCUAAGAUAUACUGAAUGAAUCAAACGUCCCUGUAGCAGUUAACUUUAUGCAUCAAUGAAAAGUCCAGCAGCUGAAUCAAUGGCAUAGUGAAAUCAUGAUAGUAGACUUGAUCCCAUUGAAGUCAAUAAGACUGGAACAUAUUAAAUGAAACAGCUAUGUUUCACCUGAAGUAGCACUUUGGCUGACUGGACAAGUACUGAACGGAGUUCAUUUCUAUACUAGGCACAUCUAUUCUGUGUUUGUCUACAAUGGCAACAAACAUAAUCUUUCAACGGCCAUUGGAGAAUGGAUGGCAACUAGCAGAUUGAGGUUGAAUCCUGACAAGACAGAAGUAUUGUUUCUGGAGGACAAGGGGGCGGGCAGGUGUUGGGAACUCCCUGGUCCUGAAUGGGGUAACUGUGGCCCUGAAGGACCAGGUGUGCACCCUGGGAGUCAUUUUGGACUCACAACUGUCCAUGGAGGUGCAGGUCAAUUCUGUGUCCAGGGCAGCAGCCUACCAGCUCCAUCUGGGACAACAGCUGAAGAUCCUACCUGCCCGCAGACUGUCUCACCAGAGUGGUACAUGCUCUGGUUAUCUCCCACUUGGACUACUGCAACACGCUCUAUGUGGGGCUACCUUUGAAGGUGACUCAGAAACUACAACUAAUCCAGAAUGCGGCAGCUAGACUGGUGACUGGGAGAGGCUGACUGGACCAUAUUACACCAGUUCUCAAAGAUCUACACUGGCCCUAAAAGAUUGUAAAAAGCAACUACAACUUAAUUUCCAUUGAUAUCACGAUGGAAACAAAGGAAAGAGCUGUGCACAUCUUUUAACCAAGCAAUCAGCAAAAGCAAAAAGUGGUCUGAAAGGUACAAAACUAUUGCAUUAAAGCAUUUAAACCAACAUCUUUUCUUAAAACAACAACAACAACAACAACAACAACAAAUAUGGAGCUGAUAAGAAUGAAAGUGAUUUCUGGGCUUUGAAUGGAUCACAGAUACUACAUUAAUCAGUGCAGUGUACUGUACCUGAUAGAAGCACUGUAUGGUUCAUAAAUACAAACUUUCAGGAUCUGGAAUUUCGCAUUUUGAGAUUUGCCCAUUAGUAAUUGCCUGGUACAGAUUAUUCUGACUCACUCCAUCUGGCAGAUGAAAAGCCAACAGUUAAGAGUCUUCAUUUGCCGGAGACCAGUAGAGUACUGUAAUUAGCUUCAUUUGGCAUUCAAAACAGUUGCAUGCAGUUGGCCAUUUACGGCUUCCUGAACUGAAUUUCCUUGGCAAUUUGGACCUCUGCAACUUCUAUAAUUACUGUAUGUUUGAAAUAUUGUCAGAUCCUUAGCUGGAGAAUUAAAAGGCCUGAAUCAGCUGACUUAUUUUGAGCAAUGACUCAUGAAGGCUUACACUGAAAUAUGCAAGAUACAUCUGCAAGUCGGGAUGCCGAUACUUGAGGGAAGAGGAAGAAGAAGAAGAAGAAGAAGAAGAAGAAGAAGAAGAAGAAUUUAUUAUUUAUAUCCCACCCAUCUGGCUUGGUUUUCCCAGCCACUUUGGGUGGCUCCCAACAAAAUAUUAAAAACAGAAUAAAACAUCAAACAUUAAAAACUUCCCUAAACAGUGCUGCCUUCAGAUGUCUUCUAAAAGUCAAGUAGUUAUUUCCUUGCCACUACUGAGAAGGCCCUCUGCCUGGCUCUCUGUAACUUCGCUUCUCGCAAUGAGGGAACCGCCAGAAGGCCCUCGGUGCUGGACCUCAGCGUCCGGCCUGAAUGAUGGGGGUGGAGACGCUCCUUCAGGUAUACUGGGCCGAGGCCAUUUAGGGCUUUAAAGGUCAGCACAAACACUUUGAAUUGUGCUCGGAAAUGUACUGGGAGUCAAUGUAGGUCUUUUAGUACCAGUGUUAUGUGGUCUCAGCGGCCGCUCCCAGUCUGGCUGAUACAUUCUGGAUUAGUUGUAGUUUCCGGGUCACCUUCAAAGGUAGCCCCACAUAGAGCGCAUUGCAAUAGUCCAAGUGGGAGAUAACUAGAGCAUGCACCACUCUGGCAUUCAUUUUGUGUUCAUUUUGUCUUUCUGCAAUGUUGAGCAGAUCUCUACUGCUUCGUACACUACCUGCUCUGGGGAAUCACUUAGCCUAAGUCAUACCACACUUAUAUAUCCAGCCCAGGCACCAGCAUGCUUGCACAUUGGCUUGUCUAAAGACCUCUGUUGCCCUUCUGUGUUCCUGGUGGAUCAGCUGAUCAGGUUUGUCAAUCUUUUUAUCCCUUGACAUUGGCUGUCAUGUCAAGCAUGUUCAGCAUGUUGGGUAGAGCCUACUUCUGAUUUUCAUUCCCACCGCUUCUGAUCUACUUACCCUAGUUUGCUUUCACCACCAACACCUAAGUUGGAAGGAAUUGGUGGGCCAGAAAAUCAUAACACUCACUGCUUGGAAGCUAAAAUAACCAGGAUGAUGAAGUUUGACACCCAUUGAGGCAUUUAAUCAUCAUUCACUAUUAUUCCAGUUUGUAACUCAAACUUUUGCAUUGGCACUAGAAAUGUAGGUUUGGCAUGUUUCUUUCUGCUAAGCGCUGAUGGGCUAUUGCAAGCAUAUUUCAAAACGGAAUUUCUAGAUACCCAUUUAAAGGCAAACCUACCUCAACUUUCUCAUUUAAAGGCAAAUUUACCCCAGUUCACAUUUUCCAAAACAACAUGAGAACUAAAAAAACAGUCAGCCCUCAAAAUUUGCACUUUCUGAAUUUUGCAAUGCGGUUCUCCAGCCAAGUAAUGUGUAGAAAAAUACAUGCACUGAGAUGCAAGUGUCCAUGAAAAUAUUAGUGAAAAUAACAGAAAAAUGCAGUAUUUUAGUGGAAAUUUCUUUGCAGAAAUGUUUGUACAGUGGAACCUCGGUUGUGAAACAUAAUCUGUUCCAGAAGACCGUUUGACUUCCAAAGCGUUUGACAACCGAGGUUCCACUGUAUUAGGCAAAAUUGUAUACAAAACAUAGACAUACAGAGAGAUUUACAAUAAACUGUUGAUGAAGUUUCAUGGGGACACGCACACCACCAAAUUGAUGUGCAAAUGUGGAGAACUGAAUUUAAGAUUGGAAAAACAAAAAGCCCAACCUCAUACUUUGUCCCUCCCUGAAGGUUUCUUCCUGUUUGGUCCAUUCCUUUGCUUCAGCUCCCCAACAAACACAAAGGUUCUCACAUCAUGUGGGUGGAAGUUUGAUUCUACCGCCACUUCCUGUCAUUCCUUUGAAGGAACAGCACAACUGUGAUACUCCAAAGCAAUUACCCAUGAAGUACUGGUAUAUUUGUCAGAGAUUGGAGAUACUCCUGAACAUUGAAAAAUUCAAAUAACAUGAGAUGAAGAGGAUCCUUGCUCUGGCUAUUUGAGGCUUUGCGACCACAGAUAUCAUGAGACUCUAAAAAUAUUCCUGGCUAUAUACUUUACUUCCUCUCCUCCUCUGGAAUAUUUCCCUAGCUAAUAUAAUUUAAAUUGCCCAGACAUCACUUGUGGAUGAUGCCUCUUUGCCUGUCUGGCUGAUAGAUACUGUGGCAGCUGCAGAUUACAACACAUUAAUGACAGAGCAAAGUAAUUUGCAUCAUCAAGACUCGAAGUAUCUGCAUUCCAGCCUCUUGUAAAUAGCACUAAUCUACUUUCCAAGAAAAGACUGCAGGCUAACUAACUUGGGUUUGUGGGAUGCAUUUCUUAAAAGCACUGUAAGAUUUGCAUUAAUAUUGAAUGUUGGAGAGAUUUAUAGCCACACAGGAUUGCGUCUGAUUGAAGAAAUAUAAAGUGUUGUGAGCACUCCAUGCAUAUCACCAGAGUAUUAACAACAUAAAGUAUCCCCAUAGCUUUUAACAUAAAAAAAUAUUUUAGCUUAAAAAAUGUCAUUCUGAUCAGCAAGCAGUCUAAAGUACAGCUCAUAAACCAUCCUGAGGAAUAAGCUUCACUGAAAUAUUUCCAAAGCUGUAUUGAAUAAGACCUUGGUGAGGAGUCCUCAAAACAUCAUUCGUAAUUAUACUUUUCAUCCUUCAUAUGAGAAGUUGAAAGUUCCCUCUUGUUUUUCACUGAGUAUCUGGUCAAGCAGAAGACUAGUUCCCCAGAUCAUUUUCCCUCAAACUUUUAACCAGGUAACAUGUGAUUCAAGAAUGAGCAAUAUGAGGGAUGAGUCAAAGUGUGUGGCAUGAAGUUGCAUCCAAGAGGGGAAAGGCAAGACUUAGAGAACACAGAAAGCUAUUUUGAUCAGUGGGUUUCUGUACACUAGAUCGCAGAACAGUCAUUCAGAUGCAAAAUCAUACAAGUUGGUGUUACAAAGAGGAAUAAGAAGCUCACUUCACUCUCAGUUAAUUAAAAACUAUCUGAUCAUUGGGGAUGUUCAAGGUUAAAAUAUUUUCCUAGAAGAGGUCUACAGUCUGAAGGUUAAUGAAGAUGUGCCACUGAACCAAACCAAAUUAAGUGUCUUUUGUUCAAGGGGCUGGCUUGGUGUACUAGAUAACUUCUGAGUUACUUGCCUUUAUAUGAACCUGAUGAAAUGUCCAAAGUGAAUUUUGCAAAGGACAAGAACCAUAGAUAGAUAUAGCUAUAUUUACCAAUGUGUGAGCAGGACUCUAUAAUUCUGAUCUUGGUAUCAUUUCUGGACAUGUGUUCUGUGCAUUCUCCAUCAGAGUUGUGGCACAGGUAGUGUGUGCAGGCAAAAAGGAGGAGAGGUGUAGCUUUUCUGAGAAGCUACGUCUGCUGAAUUACCGUUAUCUGCAUAAUUAUGAAAGAUGUAGGAGACCUGUCCUCUUUUGCAUCUGAGUACCCAAGUGCGGGACGCGGGUGGGUAAAACCUCAGUGCCUAGGACUUGCUGAUCGUAAGGUCGGCGGUUCGAAUCCCCACGGCGGGGUGAGCUCCCGUCGUUCGGUCCCAGCUCCUGCCCACCUAGCAGUUCGAAAGCACCCCUAAGUGCAAGUAGAUAAAUAGGGACCGCUUUAUAGCGGGAAGGUAAACGGCGUUUCUGUGUGCGGCGCUGGCGUUGGCUCGCCAGCUGCAGCUUUGUCACGCUGGCCACGUGACCCGGAAGAGUCUCUGCGGACGGUGCCGGCUCCUGGCCUCUUGAGCGAGAUGAGCGCGCAACCCUACAGUCGGACACGACUGGCCCGGACGGGCAGGGGUACCUUUACAGUGGUGCCUCACAAGACGAAAUUAGUCCGUUCCACGAGAGUCUUCGUCUAGCGGUUUUUUCGUCUUGCGAAGCAACCCUAUUAGCGGCUUAACGGAUUAGCGCUAUUAGCGGUUUAGCGGCUAUUAAAGGCUUAUCGGCUUAUCGGAUUAGCUGCUAAAAGGCUAUUAAAGGCUUAGCGGCUUAGAUAAAGGGGGGCAAAGCGAAAAAAAAAUCUCAAGACUCGCAAGACAUUUUCGUCUUGCGAAGCAAGCCCAUAGGGAAAUUCGUCCUGCGAAGCAACUCAAAAACGGAAAACCCUUUCAUCUAGCGGGUUUUCCGUCUUGCGAGGCAUUCGUCUUGCGGGGCACCACUGUACUUACCCAAGUGCCAUGCAGAGACCUAGCUCAUGCUCCCCACCCACCUGAGAAAAGUAUUUCAUGACUUUUGGUUUUGCCACCAUGGUGAACAGUGAUUACCAUGAUAGCAGACCCCGGGCAUGCAGCCAAUUAAGGAUAAUUUGAGAGUAAUUAUCCCUGCAACCCCCCCCGGGUCGGGGGAGGGAGAGCUCUCAUUUGCAGAUUGUCCAGUACCUGCCUCCUGCUCCUAUGGAAUGCAGGGGGGAGGGGAUGCUGAAUGCAUAGCACUGCACGCAUCGGAAACUUUCCAACCAUGAGUGGAGAUUCUUCUAUUUUUUCAGAUAUAUCAGAAUUCGGACUUAAGAAACAGGCAUGUUCUGGAAGAAGGAGACAAGUUAACCUGCUAAAUGAAUCAGCCACCAAGUGCCAAGGUCUUGAUCUGGAGAAGAUUUUCAUCGUAAUUGAAUUGGUAUGUGGUGGAGAGAAGCCUUUGUUUUCUCUUUAUAUAUUUACUACGCUGUUUUAUGAUUUGGCAGCUCUUCAUUGAAGAAGAAAAAAUUAGCUACUAAUGGAUUGUAAUAAUUAAUGGAUUGUAGUUAUUAAUGGACUGCAAGAGGGAAUCAACAAGAACUUUAUAAUGCUUAUGGAUUAAUUGAAAGAAUGGAACUGUGUGGAAAAUAUUGGGAUGUUCUGUGGCAAUACCUUCCUACAGAGGACUCUGAUUUAUUAUGGUGUUGGUGAGAGAUCAGAUAUUAUCAGAUGGGAAAGAUUUCAAAGAAAACAAUGGAAAUCUGCCUGGAGUAAUGGCCAGACGCCGGACGCCAGACCAUUUUCGGUUUUAAGAAAAGCAAGAUGGCGAAAGGUCACUACACAGUAAAAUUGAGUCCUUGGAGUGGGGGGGGGGGGAAUGCUGAAAAUGAUUGAUUGGCACAAGAAAGGAAGGUCAAAUGUUAAAAACAACAACACUCCACACAGAAAGUUACCAGAUAUAAACUCCUCUUGCAAAUUAAAGGAUUCGGAACAGUUAAAUAGAAAUGAAAGUCAACACAUCAGUGGCUGUUAAAAUAAAGGAUCAACAUCGGAACUUUAUUAUUUGGAUUAAAUAAGCAGAUUGGAGUGGGAACAAGGAAUCAACAUCUCCUAAAAAUCUCCUAAAAUCAGAACAUGGGAAGUCAACCAAAAUGUUUGAAUUGGAAUCUGACAAUUGGCUUUUUUAAUUGAAUUAUGAUUUGGUAUUGUAUCAAUGUGGUCUAUAUUGGAUUGUUAUUAAUGAAAAAUUAUAUAUAUAUAUAUAUAGCAUAGUAUUUCAUAUAGGCUUGCUCUCCUAUAAGGAACCCAAAUGUUAUUUAUAUGAGAAGUUUUUCUUCCAAUACUUUUAUAUCAUAAUAGGACACUCCAGAGCAUCCAUGCAGUUUGUGACCAACCAAGUGAACUCAGCUACAGAUACCAUAGACUCUUCAUAAUAUCUUGCUUGGAAAAUACAGUUCAGAGGCUCUUAAUGUUCACCUCAAAUGUGAGAUGAGCAUUAUGACUUAUGGAUUUUUCUCUGAGCCUCCAUCUGUCUCACACACUUGUCUCCAUUGCUACUCCAACAACGUGUGUGUCUCCGAUAGGUUUUUGUUUGCAUUUAAAAGGGGGAAAAAAGCAAAAUUCAUAUUAUUGAACCAGUAUGUGAACAAAAACAACACAACUUUGUACUACUCCAAAUUUUCAGACUCACUUGACCAACAAGUAAUGUGUACAAAAAUGCAGAUAUGGAGGAAAUUUGCAUUAAAAAUGCAUACACCUGUGAAAAUCUACAUAAUGCAUUACAUUAGGGAAUGUUGCUUAGUCAAAACUGCAUACAAACUGUGUUUUAUUAAGAGAAAUUCACACUAAAAUGCUAACGAAAUUUCGUGAGGAUUAAGAAUUGCUGCAGAAAAAUGGAGAACAGAAUUUAAGACUGGGGAAAAAAUUAAGAAGCUGAGAGAAACCCAAUUUGAGAUAUUUUUCCUUCCCCCGUCUCUGAUCCCUACCCUCCUGCCGGCCUACUUGGCUGCUGAUCUUAGCAGCAGCAGGAGAGAGAAAGUGAGAGAGACACCUUCUCUCUCUUCCCCCGCCAGGUGUUGUGAGCAUUGGCAAAUACAGUUGUCGCAGGUCUCCUGGCACUGGCUUUCAGUUUAACUCAGUUUUGCUAGAGUAAGCUGAGCUGUCCCAUGCUAUUUCUUGAUUUUGUUUCUGUUCCAAGGAGAACUGGUGGCGAGAUGCCUGCCACUAGGCACACAGCCUACCAACUAUGCAUGACUUACAAGAGGCUCCAAAGUCUCCUGCCUUUCCUGCCAUCAUGGCAAAAACAUGCCAACAAGCAGCUUUGCAGGCUCCGAUGUGUGGGUUGCGUUUUGCUUGGUGGGUCACAAGUCAUGCAGGCCUCCUCUAGACCUACUUUAUAGCCAGAAAUAGCUCCUUCUCUUGCAGCAGAUGUGCCUUUUAUUACCUACUUGUAAAAGUUUCAUUUCGCAGUUCUGUUGGUGAUGUUCUUGAAAGCAGCUUUAUAAAUAGAUUGAUUACUCAGUAACAUUUGCCCUGUUUGAAUAACAACAACGUGAGAUUUUCAUAAAAGGUUGCUGAAAUACUGCAUUUAUGAUGAUUGCUUUACAUAGCCAGAAACCUGAAUGAUUUCAGUAGCAGAUAUCCUUUUUGGCACUAUGCAAAUGGAAGCAUAACUUUGAAAUAAAUAAAUGUCACUAGGUAUGCACCUUUUCUGAGGGUUGAGCUUUCAGCAUUUCUCCUUGACUUUGUGCCCCAGCAAUUGGUCUUUCAGGUUAAUCAGAUGGACCACCAGCUAGCUGAAGAAUCAUGUGCAUGGCUCUCCAAAUACAGCCAUAGAUUUGGAGGGUGCCUUCCCCUACUCAGGGCAGGAAAUCCAGAGCAAAAGCAUCUCCAAGAGCUCUCUGCCCAGCCUCUAGCAAGAGAGACAGUUGCAUGCAAAUUAUUGGUUAGAUCAGGCAUAGCCAAACUGGGCCCUCCAGAUGUUUUGGGACUAUAACUCCCAUCAUCCGUAGCUAACAGGACCAGUGGUCAGGGAUGAUGGGAGUUGUAGUCUCAAAACACCUGGAGGGCCGAGUUUGCCUAUGCCUGGGUUAGAUCCAUUGAAAUUAAUGAAUAUAAGUUUGCCCUGUCCAUUAACUUCAAUAGUCUACUCUAACUUGGGCUAGCGCUGAAUACCACCCACAGAGUUCAGCAUUCCUCCAGGUAUUUGUUUCUAUAGUCAAACUAGUCUUACCAUCAAGAGGUUUCUCCUAUGUUGAGCUGAAGUCUACUGUCUUGUAACUUAACUUAUAGCGCGCGGCAUAGCUCAGUUGGUAGCACAUAAGACUCGUCAUCUCAGGGUCAUGGGUAUGAGCCCCACACUGGGCAAAAAGAUUCCUGCAUUGCAGGGGGCUGGACUAGAUGACUCUCACAGUCCCUUCCAACUGUACAAUUCUAUGAUUCUAGGAACAAAAAUGAUGAUAAUGAUGAUUUCAUUGCCGGACCCUCACUCUUAAAGCCUCAGGGUAUGUUACAACAAUUUAAAAUGCAACAUUCAAAAUAGCUUUAUACAAUUUACAAUCACAAAAAAGGUAAAUAUCCAUCUUGGGUUUCGAAGGCCAGGGAAAAGAGGUCUGCCUACAAGCAUUUGAUAAAAACUGUAUAGUGAAAGUGCCAAACACACCUCUGUGGGAAGGGAGCUUGACAAGUCAGGAGCUGCCUCAGACAGGGUCCUCUGCUGGGCUGCCACCCACCCCCAAGUUUCUGAGGGUGGCAGAUCUACCAAGAGGACCGUCUCUGCUGAUCUUAAAACUGGAGGUCUGUAGGGAUCUAGUUAUUUUCUCUGCUGCCCCAGAAGGCAUGUCCUCACUAUCUUCUCUGUGACAGACCUUCAG